CAAGCUCUUCCGACAUAUGUUAUGUCGUGCUUCUUAUUGCCAAAAGCGAUUUGUUCUAAACUUACUAGUGCGAUUGCUAAUUUUUGGUGGAGUAAUAAAGUUGAGAGCCGAGGAAUUCACUGGAUAGCUUGGGACCAAAUUUGCACUCAACUGUCGGAAGGAGGGCUAGGAUUUAGGUCUCUGGAAGAUUUCAAUCUCGCACUUCUGGCAAAGCAGUUAUGGAGAUUAUUACGGUUCCCGGAUUCUCUUCUUAGUAGAGUACUUAAGGGGCGGUAUUUUAGAUAUUCAAGCCCACUAGAGAUCAUUGUCUCAAAUCGGCCGUCAUAUGGAUGGAGGAGCAUGUUGGCUGCCAAAGAUGUUCUGAAAUUUGGACUCCGCAAGACAAUCGGUUCGGGGUUCGGAACUUGUAUUUGGACCGAUCCUUGGAUACCAGACUCUCCGGCACGGCCACCUAAGGGAUUAUCAAAUGAUAGAGACCCUCUGAUUUAUGUCAACACAUUGAUAGACUUCGGGACUAAACAAUGGAAGUUGAGCCGACUUCGUGAAUUGUUCCCCCCAGAAGAUAUUACCCGCAUUUUAGGGAUUAAACCGAGCCUUAAAGUCUCGAGCGAUGGCUAUUGCUGGACAUUGACAAAGUCUGGUAAUUAUACCGUCAAAACUGGAUAUGAAGCCGCGAGAAGUAUUUCUCGCCCUGCUUGCGACCACCCUUCUCAGGGACCUAGUGUUAUGGCACUUAAGGCGCAAGCUUGGAAAUUAAAAACUACGCGAAAAUUGAAACAUUUCGUGUGGCAAUGUGUGACAGAUUGUCUGGCCUCAAGCCAACGACUAUUUUAUCGCCAUAUUGGUAGAGAUAAAGGAUGUUCAAGAUGUGAUGCACCAGAAGAAACGAUCAAUCAUUUGAUCUUUGAAUGUCCUCCUGCUAGACAAGUCUGGGCCCUCUCCAAUAUCCCAUCCUCCCCAGCCCUAUUUCCUUCGCCUUCACUCUACAAUAACUUAGAUUAUUUGUAUUGGCGGGGCAAGGAGGCGGGUGCGGAUGAAGAGAGUCUAAGAGUAUUUCCAUGGAUCAUGUGGUAUAUUUGGAAGGCGCGCAACCGAAAGAUUUUUGAGAAUGUGUGUGUUUCACCUCAGGAAUCGUUAGACUUAGCAAUUCAAGAGGAAGGGGCGUGGAGGCGUGCAAAUUCACAGGAGGUUCCCCAGGAUGAGAUAGAUCAAAUCCUGCACGUACCACCAAUUCCCGAGGAUCGGCCGGUUUGUUACAUCGAUGGGUCCUGGCAUGGCGAGGAUGCAAGAAGCGGGCAUGGAUGGAUUGUGUAUUGCGGAAGAAGGUUGCUGCAAGUAGGCUUAAAAGGCUCGCGACGAAGUCUUUCUCCCCUUCAUGCGGAAUUGGAAACUUUAGUUUGGUCGAUGAAGUGUUUAGUGGAGAUCCCCAUAACAAGCAUUCUUAUUAUGACGGAUUGCUCGGAUCUUUUAGAGAUGACAUCGAACCCGGAGGCUUGGCCCACGUUCUCUUCAGAGUUGUUAGACUUUAUGUUUUACAGGGAUUCGUUUUCUUCAUUUAGCUUGAAACAUAUCCCUCGUAGUGAUAACUCUUCCGCCGAUCAUCUUGCGAAAUGUGCAAGAGGUCGCGGGUUCUGCUUUUCCCAUGAUUUUGCUUCUUUAUUUCACUUUCUUCCUCCUUCCUCUGUUGCGGCUGAGAAAACUAUUGACUCGGUGGCUAAAGAGUCGGUGUUGAAUUCGGUGGUGAAGAUCUACAAUUUUUCUAGCAAGCCUAACAUUUGUUAUCCUUGGCAAACUAAGCCACAAAAAAUAUCCAUAGGCUCAGGGUUUGUGAUUCCGGGGGAAAUGAUUAUUACAAACGCUCAUGUGGUGGCUAAUCACAUAUUGGUGCUAGUCAGAAAGCAUGGCUCACCAAAGAAGUACAAAGCAGAAGUUAAAGCUAUCGGGCAUGACUGUGAUUUGGCUAUUUUGGUAAUCGAAAGCAAAGAGUUUUGGGAAGAUAUGAAUCCUUUGGAGCUUGGAGACAUGCCCUUUUUGCAACAAUCAGUAAAUGUUAUUGGCUAUCCACUAGGUGGUGAGAGUAUCUCCGUUACAAAAGGUGUUGUGUCUAGACUCGAAUCAAAAGAUUAUGUUCAAGGUGCCACUAAUCUACCGGUACUACAAACAGAUGCAGCACUUAACUUUGGGAAUAGUGGUGGUCCGGUUUGCAUAGGAAACAAAGUUGUUGGUGUAGCAUUUCAAACUCUUAGACAUUGUAAUAGCAUAGGGUACUUAAUCCCAGCUCCAGUGGUUAAACAUUUUAUAGCCGGUGUUGAAAAAACCGGUCGAUACAUUGGCUUCUGCUCGCUGAAUCUAUCAUACCAACCUAUGGAUGCACAUUUUCGUAGUCAUUUUAAGAUGAAUUCUGAAAUGACAGGGAUUCUUAUAUACAAUAUUAAUCAACAUUCGGAUGCUCUCAAUAUUCUUAAAAAAUAUGACGUUAUUCUUGCAAUCGAUGGCGUUGCUAUAGAAAAUGAUGGUACAGUUAUUUUACCAAACAGAGAAAGGAUAACGUUGGAUAAUUUGGUUUCUAUGAAGCAAUUAGGUGAAACAAUCCUACUUAAAAUUUUAAGAGAGGGUAAAAUACAUGAGUUCAAUAUUACUCUAAAGCGAGUGCAACGGCUAGUUCCAGCAGGUCAAUUUGACAACAACCCAAGUUACUACAUAUUCGCUGGUUUUGUCUUUGUGAAUCUCCGUAAACAACACAUUAAAGGUUCCAACGUUGAACAAAUUGUCAUUAUUUCUGAGGUAUUAGCUGAUGUGAUCAAUGUGGAAUACUACAUGUUCAAGAACUUGAAGGUGAACAGCGUCAACAAAGUGAAGGUGGAGAAUCUAAAGCAUUUGUGUGAACUCAUAGAGAAAUGUUGUACCAAAGAUUUGAGGUUAGAAUUAGGAGAUGGUCGAGUUAUAAUCUUGGAUUAUCAGUCGGCGAAAAGUUCCACUUCUUUGAUUUUGGAACGUCAUAGAGUACCAUCGGCAAUGUCCAAAGAUCUCAUGAUUGAACAAUCCAAGACAUGUGAAAGUGAGUCUAUUUGGCGGUUUCUUAACGAGUCAUUGCAACUCCACAAGGCACCUAUAUUAGAAAGAUUGGUUAUAGAGCUCGGUCCACAUUGUCCUGUUGAUGUUGAUGUAGUAAAGUGGAUUUCAAAUGCAGUUGAUCGCGGGGUUUGUGAACUAGAGUUUGAUCUCAUGUGGUCCGCAAAGCCUACUAGCUUGCCCAACAACCUUUAUAUAUGCGAUACGCUUGUGUAUCUCCGUCUUUCCAAUAAGGUUUUUGUAGAUGUUGCUUCUCCGGUAUGCUUGCCAUCCCUCAAACGUAUGAAACUUUACGAUGUUGUAUACAAAGAUGAUGAUUCUCUUGUUAGGCUCUUAUCGGGUUGUCCUAUUCUCAAACAGUUUGAAUCUCCGACGAUGAUGAAGAAGAAGGCGAAAGAAGGGAAGAGUCUGUUUGGCUCUCCGACGUUCGUUGAUCUUGGAAACGGACGGCUCAGAUGCGUCGAGACUGGUCACGAUGUUUUAGCCGGAGACGUAGAAUCAUACGCUCGUAACAAACGGUGUCGUUUAGGACUCAUCGAUCACGCUUUGUCUCAGGGAAAGUCUCCUCUCAACAUGUUCUCGCAAUGCCCAUUUUCUCGCUCGAAACUCGUGUGCAAGCUUACUGGGGAUACCGUGAACAAGAAUGAGGAACAUAUCUGGAAACACGUGAAUGGGAAAAGAUUUCUUCACAAAUUAGAGCAAGUGGAAAGAGGAGCUGGAUCAAGUGGAAGGGCCGAGAAAACACAAGUAACCAAACCAAGACACAAUCAGGAAGAUUCUGGUUCCGAGGAAUCCGACUUUUGGAUGCUUAAGUCAAGUUCUGAUUCAGAGUCAGAUGAAGAGACUGAUGAAGGAAACUGUAAAGGUUCUCAUUGUGAUGCCAAAGAAUCUGAAGAACUCUCAGAAAGAACAAAGAGAAUGUCAAUAGAGAUUGGACCAAGUAGCUUUGCUUCUAGGAAGAAAAAGAGUAAGAAUGAUGAGUCGUCUUAAGAUGUUGUGGACAAAAAAACAAAGAGCACAAUUUUAU
This is a messenger RNA of Arabidopsis arenosa, 4099 nucleotides long. The record is from the annotation of a GenBank genome assembly. Lineage: Eukaryota; Viridiplantae; Streptophyta; Magnoliopsida; Brassicales; Brassicaceae.